Syngnathus acus (greater pipefish) is the source of this 750-nucleotide messenger RNA. It is a transcript of the gene nms, whose product is annotated as neuromedin S. Lineage: Eukaryota; Metazoa; Chordata; Actinopteri; Syngnathiformes; Syngnathidae. The transcript has 7 exons. The record is from RefSeq and is a predicted model, not a curated record. The coding region runs from base 253 to 585 and encodes 110 amino acids.
ACUUUUUACCUUGUGACGUCAAUCCAGAUCAAAUGUCGUCAAUGGAUCAUCUUAAUUUCCCAGAAAGAGGCGUGGCCGCUCAUCUCGUCAUCAUAGAGGGAAGAUCACGGAGUAUCUAAAGGGAGGAGGAGGACCCACACACAUGCACACACACACACGAGAGCGAGAGAACCCAGAGGAGAUCGCACCCAUCAGACGGAGAACUUUGGAAAAGCAAAGCGAAGGGACGGAAAGGACUUUUAGCUGGGCGACAUGAACGUUCCAUACAUGACACAACUUGCACUUUUUUGUUUGUUUUGCUGCGGAUGCUGGCAAUCCACAGACGCUAGUCGUUUCCAGAGAUUGGAAGAUGGACUUCUGUUCAGAACGGUUCGAGAAGACGAACCCGCUCAACUAUCGUGGCGAGACGACAGCGAGCAGCAGCAAGCGCAGAAUCUUUUCAAAAGGUUCCUGUUUCAUUAUUCAAAAGCAAGGACCUCUGCUGACUCGGAGGAGAACAUGUCCGACUCUGUUCACCCUCUGAUGCGACUUUCACCCAAAUUGUCUCAGCGGAGGAAGAAGACGGUGGUGCUUCUGAAUAUUUGAGAGGGGUCGCUGCGACAUUAUGCUCGACAAACAAAGCUAAAAAGAACGGGAGCGGUCAUCUGCGGAUGUCAGAGUGCGGACGCGGUGUUCCGGGUGAAAUGACAGCACGCUUGAUGCUUGUGAACGUGACUCAGAUGUGUUGCACAUUAAAUACUCGUACUAUGA